AUGCGAACGCCUAAACAGGAACAGAUGCAGGCUGGGUCAUUCGAUAUCUUGGUAAGAGAACUGAGAGGAUAUAAAGGCAGAGAAGCCUCGCGAGGAGGAGAGGAGGAGGAGAAGGUGGAGGAGAAAGAGGGGAGGAGGGAGAGGAGAAGGGGAGGAGGGGGAGGAGGAGGAGAGGAGGUGGAGAGGAGGAGGGGAGGAAAGGAGGAGGAGAAGGUGGAGGAGAAGGAGGGGAGGAGGGGAGGGGAGAGGAGGGGAGGAGGAGGGGGAGGAGGAGGGGAGGAGAGGAGGAGGGGAGGAGAAGAGGGGGAGGAGGGAGAGGAGGAGAAGGGGAGGAGGAGAGGAGGGGGAGAGGAGGAGGGGAGGAGAGGAGGAGGAGGGGGGAGGAGAGAAGGAGGAGGUGGAGGAGAAAGAGGGGGAGGAGGGAGAGGAGGAGAAGGGGAGGAGGAGAGAAGGAGGAGGAGGAGGAGCAGUUCUAUCACUCUGAUCGUUUUCCUUAUUACACUGUCUCACACAGAUAACGCAGAUUAUAUGAUGAGGCGACUAGUAUUCUGA
Messenger RNA from Pecten maximus, 552 nucleotides. RefSeq names its product rRNA 2'-O-methyltransferase fibrillarin-like. Bases 1 to 552 code for a protein of 183 amino acids. The transcript is spliced from 2 exons. Lineage: Eukaryota; Metazoa; Mollusca; Bivalvia; Pectinida; Pectinidae. The record is from RefSeq and is a predicted model, not a curated record.